GAAUGUGACGGCCUGAACGGGUGAGCCACUCCAAUGGCGUGCACCAAAGCUCAUUUCCAUCCAGACCCACAGCCGGAACCAAAACCCACUGCUUUUUCAUCAGCCGCCUCCCUCCUGCUCCUCCUCUUCCUCGGUCUCUUUGCCUGCCCCUGCAGGAGCGCUCCUCCCCAGCCCGCCCGGCCUCCUCUCCUGUCCGGGCAGCCUUUCAUCAUCUUCUGGGGAAUCCUCGACUCCUCCUGCUCCAACAGAGCAGAUGCCAGGUCCUUUGGCAUGGAGCGAGAACGCAUCGCCGUCUUCUACGAAGACACGCUGGGAAGCUACCCUUACUUUGUAGACAAAAACACGCCUGUCAACAAGGGGCUUCCGCAGCACACACGCCUCAACAGCCACAUCCAGAAACUGCAGCAGGACUUGGAUGCAGCUCUGCCUUCCCCGAGGUACCUGGGGCUGGGGGUGCUGCGCUGGGCAGAGUGGCUCCCCCAGUGGUCCAGGAACCGAGAGAAGCAGGCCAUGUAUCAGGACGCGUCCAGGAAGCUGAUGAAAUCCUUCUUUCCUAAAUGGACCCCGGAGGAGGUGGAGAAGUGGUCAAAGGUGGACUUCGAAGCAGCAGCCCAGUCCGUCAUGAUGGAAAGUCUGCGUGAGGUCAAAAGGUUGAGGCCCAAGGCGCUGUGGGGCUUUUCUCCUUACCCGAGCUGCAACAACAACGACCCCACCCAAACAGUAUUAGGCAAUUACAGCGGCCAGUGCACUCCUGCUGAGGCGGCCCUCAACGACCAGCUCCUGUGGCUAUGGAAACGCUGCUCCGCCCUCUACCCCCUCCUGACUCUGGACAAGCUGCAGAGCGGCACUCCUGGAGCCCGGCUUUCCUCAUCGGGUCAGAUAAGAGAGGCUUUACGGGUCUCGUCUCUGGCUGGAAGAGAUUUUGAUCUUCCUGUUUUCCCUUUGGUCAAGAGUGUCUACGCCUCGACGAAAACCUUUCUAUCGCAGACUGACCUGGUCAACACUAUAGGAGAGAGCGCUGCCAUGGGAACUGCAGGGAUUGUCAUCUGGGAUAAAAGUGAGCCUAAAACAGAGAGAGAAUGCCAGGACCUGGCGGAGUUCGUCCAGAAAGUGCUGGGACCCUACUUCGUGAACAUCACCACGGCAACUCAGCUGUGCUCAGCAUCCCUCUGCCAGGGGAGGGGUCGGUGUGUCCGUCUGGAUCCAGACAGCUCCGCUUACCUCCAUCUGCCACCCUCAUCCACAGCGGCUGGAAAGGUGGCAGAAAAGGUAAAAAACGUUAAACGUUUAACAGACAAAUGAGUGCUGGAGUAAAAAAAGAAUCAGAACAGAUUGCAUUGAGAUCCCCGUGACCCCCUCCCACAGCGGUUACUUAGUAAUUGUCUAUUAUCGCCACUUGAUGGAAGCUGUAAAUGUAGCAUCUAUUU
Oryzias melastigma (Indian medaka) is the source of this 1427-nucleotide messenger RNA. Its product is annotated as Glyco_hydro_56 domain-containing protein. Gene Ontology annotation, biological process: hyaluronan catabolic process; carbohydrate metabolic process. Lineage: Eukaryota; Metazoa; Chordata; Actinopteri; Beloniformes; Adrianichthyidae. The transcript has 5 exons. The record is from RefSeq and is a predicted model, not a curated record. Gene Ontology annotation, molecular function: hyalurononglucosaminidase activity. The coding region runs from base 34 to 1302 and encodes 422 amino acids.